AUGGCAUUGAAUCAGGGUGACGCCGGGGUUCCAGCAGCCAGCGUCAACGACGCUGAACUGGACGCUCGGUUGACUGGUAUGGAACAGCGGCUAGGCGAAGCGAUGGAAGGCAGGAUGCAAGCCAUGAUGAGCCAGGUGAUAAGCCAACUUCCAUCGUUGAUGAGGGGAGCGUUGGAUGUUGGAGGUGUUCAGCAGGAGGUGGAGUCCGGCGGUGACGUAGGGGCAUCGACAGGGGCCAGCGGUGACGCUGCCGCCCCGAACAGCAGCCAGGGGUCCGCCGCGACGGGCACAGUGGGUGUAGGCGGCUACGGCAGAGAAUAUGGCUCCCAAGGUGAAGCAGCCGCAACCGGCGGUGGCGUUGGUGGUGUUUUCGUCAGCGGUGAUGCCGCUGGUGAGGGUCUUUUCACGGGAGGCGGCGGAAUUUCGAAACUCGCCGCGUCUCACGUAAACCCACCACAGCUCAAGAAAGGGGCCGAGCAGUACCCGGGGUGGAGGCAGGAUAUGAUCGUGCAGGCAGGCAUUCUCGACAUAGGCGAUGUGUUCUCCGGCGGCGGGGUGCUGCCGGACAUCAACAAGCCACAGACCGCCCUUCUCGAGCAGGGGUUUUCGUAUGCAGCAAUCCGCAAGACGUAUCUGGCGUGGAAUUUCCUCUCUGCCGCGUUGACUACUGAGACGGACAAAGCCAUCUUCCGUCGCUCCACGAACCCAAGGGAAGCCCUGCGGCAACUAGAUGCGGCAUACCUGUCGGAGGCACAGGGUGCACAGCAGCAGCUUUUCAGAGAGUUCCAGCAGUACCAGACUCCUCGGAAGGAGAACCCCGUCGCCAGUUUGAACAAGCUCAUGGGUAUGGCCAACAUGAUGCGGCAAGGGGGCGGAGCCACGGUAAACGACCAGUUCGUGUUCGCCCGACUUAUCGAUUCGCUGCCCAACCCCGAAUACGAAGUCACCAAGCAAACCUUGUCGGUGGUCCAACCGCUGACGAGGGAUAUCCUUGUACAACAGCUCUCAACCCGAUUUAACCUUCUCACCGAGGAAUGGAGGAAGGAAGGAGAAAAAGGAUCCGGGGGGGAGCAGGCGUACAUUGCGGGUGACGGCACCGGGAAGGGGCGGCAGGCUGGCGGCGGCCGCGGCAGUAAGAGCAACGGCCGUGGCAGCAAGAAGAAGGCGGGGACGGACGACCGGGUCGACCACCGGAGGUGUUUCCGGUGCAACCACCGCGGGCAUAGGAAGCCCGACUGCACCACGAAGGAGGAGGACUUCCUGGAGCAGUGCGACACGUGUUCGGGCUUUGGGCACAACAGCGAGAAGUGUGCGACACCCACGGAGGAAGCGUGCAUGGCGGUAGUGGAGCAUGCCAACUUCGCGGUGGUGAGUUUCGAAGAGCAGUACGACCGCGCGGAGGAACUGUGCAAGAUGGAUCCUAGUUGGGAGAAGCUGACCGAAGACGAGAAGGAAGCAAAGGUGCAGGAAGUGAUAACUGAAAGUUUCUAGGGUGGACAGGUGGUGUUGCUAAUACGGUACGGCAGGUUGGCCGUAGGCCCUCAGCGCCGCUGAUUUGCGGUGGGGGGGCCGGACGAAGUCGCGCGGAGGUGGCGCGCAAGCACAGCAUGGACAGAGGGGCCAUGAAAGUCGCACAAUUGACGGUGCGCACUCCAUCUGCGGGAUAGGAGUCGGUGGAAAGCAGGGACGGUAGAGUGACCGUUGGGCAGAAUAGCCGGAGACACCUUACCAUGGACUGACCGCGCGACGGCGUGUGGGUUGUGGGCGCCGCACUCGCUUGACGCGGGCGAUGUUUUCUCUAAGUUGAUCACAGGCACGGCAGAGUGGCCGUGCACGCCCUACCACGGUUGACACGCGCGACGGCGCGUCGGGGGGUGGGUGCCGCAUCACGCGUGAAGCGGGCGGCAUUUUUCAACCACAGCACGGACGGAGGGGCCGUGGCUGUCCUGCCUUGCCGUUUGGAGCCGGGGGGGUAGCACUUGAAGUCGCGCGGAGAUGGCGCGCAACCCAGCACGGACGGACGGGCCGUGGCUGUUCUGCCUCGUCGUUGGAGCGGGGGGGGGCAGCAUGUUUUGUCGCGCGGAGGUGGCGCGCAACCAUCAGCCGGAGGUGGGCAUUUGGGGUGGGGCACAGCGAUAUGGCGGUGUCAUCAAAGUCGCGUGGAGAGUCGCCGCGCGCAUUUCAUAAGCCGGGAAGGGAGGAUGGAGAUCGGGAUCGGCAGGAUCGACUUGUGGACGAUCGAGGGCGCGCUUCAUCUUCACGAUUGGAACUGGUGGAGUGGAUGGGCAAGCUUGAUAAUUUUUUCUUGUGUUUUUCUUUUUUCAAGCGUUCUUGAUCUUGUUUCGUUUUUUUUUUGUCGUUUCUUUUGACGGUAAUUUUGUUUUUGGUUGCCGAAUCCAGUGGUGUGUCGGUGAUGGUAGCAAAGUGGGGGGGGAUGAAAACGUGCACGUUGGUAGAAUUUGCCACCAUAUUUGAUGCGUAGUUCAUGAAGGUUCAAUCGCAAGUUGAUGCAUUCUUGGUUGAAGGAAGAUCGAGGUUUUUGACUGUUUGCAGAUUGCGGGCCUUGUUUGAAGGAGGCUUGACGUUUUGUUUCUGAAGAUGGGUUUCGUGGAAAACCGGUUGUGUUUGAUUUGUUCUUCAGCAGAAACAGGAUGUUUGUGGUUUUGAUUUGGUGGUGGAUCGCGCUUGGUUGAUCCCAAAAGAGGGAGAACGUACCUGUCUGAUGAAGUUUUGAUGCGGAAUGCAGUUAGGCAGGGAGGGCGUUGCCCGUACAUGUGUGUGAUACACGAAUCAGUGUUGGUGCUGCACAAGGAUCUUGUUUCAUCAUUCAAGAAGGAUUUUGCCAGGAGCGUACCUCGUGGUUGGAGAGUAGAGCGUUGCUUAGAAAAUCGUAAUCCGCAUGUUUGGUGUAAGUCGCUUUUGUUUUGAUCUUGCAGUACAGCCGUUGGAAUCAUAGAUGACAUGGACGGUUCGUUUGAUUUUGUUUGAGGCGUUGGACUUCGAGGGGUUUUGAUCCGGCGGUCGGGUUUCCCCUUGGUUUUAUUUUCUUCGUUGUGUUUCAGCUAUUUGGCAUAGUUCCGACGCACGAGCGGCUCUUCGAUGGUGCAAAGAACCAGGGAGGGUGAUCGUA
Messenger RNA from Ectocarpus sp. CCAP 1310/34, 3130 nucleotides. The record is from the annotation of a GenBank genome assembly. Lineage: Eukaryota; Phaeophyceae; Ectocarpales; Ectocarpaceae.